AUGGGCAAAAGUACUAUAUUUGUAGCAGUUUAUGUGGAUGACAUUUUACUUACUGAAAAUCAUUUAGAGGAAAUGGAUUCCUUGAAAACAUUCUUGCAUUCCAGAUUCAAGAUCAAGGAUUUGGGUUCUUUACAUUACUUUCUUGGUAUAGAAUUCUUACAAGGAUCUCAUGGUAUAAUCAUGACACAGAGAAAAUUUAAAGAAGAGUUAUUGAAGGAAUUUGAUCAACGGAAUGCUACACCUGCACAUUGCCCUUUGGAAAGCAAUCUGAAGUUAAGACCUGACUCUGGCACUCCUAUCCCAAUUCCCAGUCUUUAUAGGAAAUUGGUUGGCAAGUUAAACUACUUAACAAAUACAAGACCUGAUCUUGCUUAUGCAGUACAAUACUUAAGUCAAUUCAUGCAAGAUCCAAGAGAUCCUCACUGGCAAGCAGCACUGCAUACUUUGAGAUAUCUGAGCAGAGACUAUAAUAAAGGUAUUUAUCUUAAUGCAUCCACAAAUUUAACCCUUGAAGCCUAUUAUGACUCAGAUUUGGCUUCCUGUGCCAACACUAGGAGAUCUGUCAGUGGCUACUUCAUCCUUCUAGGUGGUAGUCCCAUUUCAUGGAAGAGUAAAAAGCAAGCUACGGUCUCUACAUUACCUGCAAUUGUUCCUAUUCCUCUCAAAUGUGAUAGCCAGGCUGCUAUCUACAUUGCCAAGAACCCAGUCUAUCACGAGCGCACCAAACACAUUGAUCUUGAUUGUCACUUUGUGAGAGAAAAACUGCAAGAUGGUCUAAUUAGUUUGCAAUAUGUGCCCACUCAACACCAAUUAGCAGAUGUCUUCACCAAGAGCCUUUUAGGGCCUGCUCAUCACAAUCUGUUUCUCACUACCUCAGUAGACAGUAACCUCAGUCCUCACUCCUCAGUACCUCAAUCACUCUCGCGUUCUCCUUCUCCAUCACGCGUAGCUCCUGCCCCUGUAAUCAUCACUCGACAGUCGACAGUCGACACUCGAGUACUCGACAGCGACAUCGCCCACAGCCCACAGGCGACCUCACUCCCUGCCGACAGCCACCGUAUACUCCUCCCCUCUCCUCACAGGCGGAUUUGA
Messenger RNA from Amaranthus tricolor (Joseph's coat), 1092 nucleotides. RefSeq lists its product as uncharacterized. The record is from RefSeq and is a predicted model, not a curated record. The coding region runs from base 1 to 1092 and encodes 363 amino acids. NCBI's taxonomy places the organism in Eukaryota, Viridiplantae, Streptophyta, Magnoliopsida, Caryophyllales, Amaranthaceae. The transcript is spliced from 2 exons.